AUGGGAAAGUCAUUGGAAGAUUUUGGCCUAGGCCAUUUGAUUGAAGAAGACAGUAAUGAAAUACGCAUUACAAAGGAUAUCGAAGAUGCACUUGAAGCACCAAUUCCUCCAGAAUGCAUUGAUUAUCGAGAGAAGCUCAACGAAGCUCAAGCAAAUGCAUUCAAUAACAUUAUGGCUUAUGUCAAUGAAGAGAAACCCGGUUGUUUUUUUGUUGAUGGGCCAGGCAAAACAUUUCUCUAUAAUGCUUUAUUUGCUGAAGUACGUUUGGCGGGCAAGAUUGUGCUGCCAACAACGACAUCAGGCAUAGCUACUUCUAACAUUCCCUCUGGCAGAACAACUCACUCUAGGUUUAAAAUUCCACUUAAUUUAGAGGUGUCACUUGCUUGUGAUGUCCCAAAACAGGGAAGCUUAGCUGCUCUAAUCAAAGCUACUGCCCUGAUAAUUUGGGAUGAAGCAUCCAUGGCUCGUAAAGAGAACAUAAAAUCAUUGGAUUUGUUGUUGCGCGAUCUCUUCCAUCCUGAUCAGCCAUUCGGCGUCAAAUUUCGGUUAACAGCGAACAUCAGAGCUAAGGAAGCCUUAUCCUAUUCAGCUUUUCUCCUAGCCUUGGGCAAUGGCCAAUUACAAUCAGAUGAAAGUGCUAAUGUGCAACUACCUGAACACAUAGUUCAUAAUAUAGUUGCAAAUGAGGAUUCAAUUUCUGUGCUAACUGCAAUGAUCUUUCCAGAAAUUUCAAAUCCAACAUUUGAUAGUGGCAUAUUCAAUGAAAGAGCAAUCCUCACACCAAUGAAUGUGGAAGUUGAUUCCAUAAAUGACUACUUAAUUGAACAGUUUCCUGGAAUACCUACUGUCUAUCUAAGCUACGAUUCAAACCUUGAUGAUAAUUGCAGCCUCUAUCCAACAGAAUUUCUAAACACACUUUGCCCAGGAGGGAUGAGCCCGCAUCAACUUGUGCUUAAGGUUAAUAGUCUUGUUAUUUUAUUACGUAAUCUGGCACCAUCUAAGGGAAUGUGUAAUGGUACUCGUCUUAUUUGUAGGCACUUUCUUCCUAAUUCAAUUAUUUGUGAAAUAGCCAAUGGACAUUAUAAAGGAAAAUUUUAUUUUGUUCCACGCGUGAACUUAAGGCCUUCAGCUUCUUCCAAGUAUCCUUUUCAGUUUGAACGGAUACAAUUUCCUCUUAAACUCAGCUUUGCUAUGACUAUAAACAAGUCUCAGGGGCAGACUCUCAGUCGUGUUUUAGUGUACCUCCCAAAGCCAUGCUUCUCGCAUGGUCAACUGUAUUUUUCUCUCUCACGUGCAAAAAAGUCUAAAGAAGUGACAGUGUAUACAACUCAGCAAUCUGAUUCCGUCUCAUCAACGACUGUUCGAAACAUCGUGUCCUAUGAGUUGUUCCAGGAAUUGAUGAUGCAUGCUUCUCAUUUGGCACAACAUUAA
This is a messenger RNA of Chenopodium quinoa (quinoa), 1431 nucleotides long. Its product is annotated as ATP-dependent DNA helicase PIF1-like. The transcript is spliced from 4 exons. Gene Ontology annotation, molecular function: DNA helicase activity. Gene Ontology annotation, biological process: telomere maintenance; DNA repair. Bases 1 to 1431 code for a protein of 476 amino acids. The record is from RefSeq and is a predicted model, not a curated record. NCBI's taxonomy places the organism in Eukaryota, Viridiplantae, Streptophyta, Magnoliopsida, Caryophyllales, Amaranthaceae.